Messenger RNA from Hyaena hyaena (striped hyena), 2121 nucleotides. It is a transcript of the gene OAF, whose product is annotated as out at first homolog. Lineage: Eukaryota; Metazoa; Chordata; Mammalia; Carnivora; Hyaenidae. The record is from RefSeq and is a predicted model, not a curated record. The transcript is spliced from 4 exons. The coding region runs from base 525 to 1379 and encodes 284 amino acids.
CGCGCGGCAGGGAGGGAGGCAGAUUGAGAAAGGCCUUUUCCCACAAAGCCGCUGCGCGGAGGUCCCCUGUCCCCGCCCCCUGCCCCGGGCCACAGCCGAGCGCGGGGAGCCGCCGCGAGCCCUUUAAGGGCCGAGAGGUGCGCGGUCUCUUUAAGGCAGGUCCUGGUGGUUUCUGUUUUCCGAAGGAAGUGACGGGGGGUGGGAUUGAAUGAAAAGUGCAAAACAGAGUCUCGCCGCGCCAGAGUCGGGGGCCGCGGCAGUCGUGGCGCUGGGCGGGUGGGCGGGCAGUGGGGGGGCCCCGGGAGCGCCGCGUCCGCCUUGGAGCUGCCGGGGGGCGAUCGGCGGAGCGCAGCCCACGUGCGUCCGCGCCACCUCGCGGCUCCCCCGCGCCUGAGUCCUCCCCACCCCGGGGAGCCGCUGCCCCGCGCCCCGAACUAGCCAGCAACUUCGCGCGAAGUUUGGCAGCGCUCCUCUCCGCUCGCGCGCCGCGCGCCCGGCCCGUGGAGGGCGGCGGCCCCCCGGGGAUGCGCCCGCCCGGCCGCCUCGGGGUCCCCACGGCUCCCCCAGCGCUGCCGCUGCUGCUGCUGCUGCUGCCGCUGCUCGUACCGCUCCUGGGGGUGCCGCGCGGCGUGGGCGCGGGGCCGGGCGCGCCCGCCGAGCUGCGGGUCCGCGUGCGGCUGCCCGACGGCCAGGUCACCGAGGAGAGCCUGCAGGCGGACAGCGACGCCGACAGCAUCAGCCUCGAGCUGCGCAAGCCCGACGGCACCCUCGUCUCCUUCACCGCCGACUUCAAGAAGGACGUGAAGAUCUUCCGAGCCCUGAUCCUGGGGGAGCUGGAGAAGGGACAGAGUCAGUUCCAGGCACUCUGCUUUGUCACCCGGCUGCAGCACAAUGAGAUCAUCCCCAGUGAGGCCAUGGCCAAGCUUCGACAGAAGAACCCACGGGCAGUGCGGCAGGCUGAGGAGGUGCGGGGCCUGGAGCACCUGCACAUGGACGUCGCCGUCAACUUCAGCCACGGGGGCCUGCUGAGCCCCCACCUCCGCAACGUGUGUGCAGAGGCCGUAGAUACCAUCUACACCCGCCAGGAGGACGCCCAGUUCUGGCUGGAGCAAGGUGUGGACAGCUCUGUGUUUGAGGCUCUGCCUCAGGCAUCAGAGCAGGUGCGCCUGCCCCGCUGCGGGCAGGUGGGGGAUGGCGGGAAGCCGUGUGUCUGCCACUAUGGCCUGAGCCUGGCCUGGUACCCCUGUGUGCUCAAGUACUGCCACAGCCGUGACCGGCCAGCCCCCUACAAGUGCGGCAUCCGCAGCUGCCAGAAGAACUACAGUUUCGACUUCUAUGUGCCCCAGCGGCAGCUCUGUCUCUGGGACGAGGACCCCUAGCAGGGCUGAGGCCAAGGGGGCGGUCUCUGGGGUCGCUGCCCUGGGUCUGCUGCCCUUCCCCCCCCCCCCCCCCAGGCCUUAUUCCCCUUCCCUUCCCGUGAUCCCGGAGCCUCUGGCCCUAUUGCUCAAGACUGUGAAAAGGGGUGUGGCAUGGCAGGGGUUAACUCGUGAAGGCAGCCCCCACCCCCACCCUGUGCCUCCCUUGGGGACCGAGAGAAGGGGGUUCUCCAGAUGUGGAGAACCUUGAUCUCCCCUCCCCGGAAUCUCCCCUGAAGUGUUCUCUUUCAAGCAAACAAAAUGUGAUGGCCCGUGAUUCUAUUUAACUCUUUGAAGGCUUAGACCCUAAAAGGUGUCUAUGCCUGUCACACUGAACUCCCCACCCUCAACACACCCCCACUCCCCCAUCUGGAAGGGGCUAGCCCCUCUGUACCCUCAAAUGCCCAACAAGGAGGGGACCACGCCCCAGAGACGGGGCUCUUGGGGACCAUUGCCAUAGCCCCUCCACCAGAUCACAGUGCGUUCUGCUCACUGCUGGCCUCCCGCCCCCGGGGCAGGUGAGGACCUCCCAGCCCGGACACAAACCACACGUGCCUUUUUCCCCAGCCCCUCCUCAAAAUAAAUAUUUUUGUAAGGUUCUGGGGCGGGGAGGGGGCAUGAAGUAUGAGGAAAACUUGAAUUCCAGAUUUUUAAUGCAAAGUAUUUAUCAUUUGUACCAGAAAUAAAAGUUUAAAUUUUUAUUUGA